Diceros bicornis minor is the source of this 1420-nucleotide messenger RNA. Its product is annotated as solute carrier family 28 member 3-like. NCBI's taxonomy places the organism in Eukaryota, Metazoa, Chordata, Mammalia, Perissodactyla, Rhinocerotidae. The record is from RefSeq and is a predicted model, not a curated record. Gene Ontology annotation, cellular component: membrane. Gene Ontology annotation, biological process: pyrimidine nucleoside transport; purine nucleoside transmembrane transport. Gene Ontology annotation, molecular function: pyrimidine- and adenosine-specific:sodium symporter activity; purine-specific nucleoside:sodium symporter activity.
AUGAAAACUGGAUUUAGGGACGUGGAGACCACGGAUGACUUUGUCAAGAGUGAUUUUCCUGGAGGGGAAGAAGUGGAAACCAUCCUGGAAUGGGUUGAAGAAUGCGUGGCAGGAAUAAUCAGCAUCAAGAAACUAAAGCUCCUCAUGGAACCAGAAAAUGUCAGGAUUGUGGAAGGGACCAAUGAAGAUGACUUUCAAGAAAACCAGAACACAUCAGAAAAGGACAACUCACUGAGGAGUAGAGCUGUGCAGAACAGAGAGCAGGGAAACGCCAAACAGGUUGGAUGGGUCAUGCUGGUUACUAUGGGAUCCUCUCCUAUUGAAUCUGUAGUUGCUGCUGGCAACAUAUUUGUCGGACAGACAGAGUCUCCACUGCUGGUUCAGCAGUAUAUACAACAUGCCACCAGGUCUGAACUCCAUGCAAUCAUGACCUCUGGGUUCUCUACCAUCGCUGCAAGUGUCUUAGGAGCGUACAUUUCUUUUAGGAUUUCAUCCACCCCCUUGUUAACUGCUUCAGUUAUGUCAGAGCCCACGUCAUUGGCUGGGGCUAAACUCUUUUGGCCUGAGACAGAAACACCUAAAAUAACCAUCAAGAAUGCCAUGAAAAUGGAAAUUGGUGAUUUGAGGAAUCUCCUAGAAGCCGCAUCACAGGGAGCAUCCUCAUCCAUCUCCCUGGUAGCACACAUCGCUGUGAAUCUGAUUGCCUUCUUGGCCCUCUUGUCUUUUGUGGAUGCAGCCCUGUCCUGGUUUGGAAACAUGUUUGACUACCCACAACUGAGUUUUGAGAUAAUAUGCUCCUACAUCUUCAUGCUCUUUUCCUUCAUGAUGGGAGUGGACUGGCAAGACAGCUUCAUGGUUGCCAAACUCAUAGGUUAUAAGACUUUCUUCAGUGAAUUUGUGGCCUAUGAGCACCUCUCAAAAUUGACGUAUUUAAGGGAAGAGGCUGGACCCAAAUUUGUGAAUGGUGUGCAACAGUAUUGUCUCAUAAGAUCUGGACAAUUGCCACUUAACACUCUCUGUGGCUUUGGCAGUGUCAAUUCCCUAGGACUAGCGGUCAGCACACUCACAUCCACGGCUCCUUCGAGAAAGCAUGACAUCGCCUCAGGGACUGUGAGAGCUCUGAUUGCAGGGACCAUCGCCAGCUUCAUGACAGCCUGCAUCGCAGGCAUACCCUCCAGCACUCCUGUAGACAUCAACUGCCAUCACAUUCUAGAGAACGCCUUCCACUCCAGCUCACCUAAAAACACAACCGAUGUGUGUUGCCAGAGUGUGUUGAGGAGCACUGUUGCCAAGGGUCCCGGGGAGGUCAUCCCAGGAGAAAACCACAGCCUGUAUUCUUUGAAGAACUGCUGCGAGUUGUUGAUUUCAUCAACACUGAACUGCAGUUGGAUCCCUAAUUAAUUUUGAGUUCAGCCACUUC